UUGGUUUACUACAGCUUCGGACAGUGCAGCACCAGAAGAGAAGGCGAGCAGAGCUGGAAUAAACGACAGAAGGGACAUUGUUGUUCUAGUCCAAUGAGUGAAAGUACACCAUUUGUUCGGCUCUUCGUGGGGUUCCUGCUCAGUGCGACAGGUGUACAAGCCUCCUGUCCCAUUGAGUUGAGCCCCCCCAGUGUUGUGCUGAGAUAUGGAGACUCAGUCUCAAUCAACUGCAGCACAUCUGAGAGCCUGUUCGAAGGAAUGGGCUGGGAGGCUACAAAGGGAGGCAAAAGUCCAGAGAUGGUCCAGCAUGUGGCCUGGACUGUGGAGAAUCUAAAAGAUUGGAACAUCGCUCCUCAAUGCUUCAUCAAUCCAUUACCAGAUAGUCCAUUUAAACAAUGUUCCCAGAAGCCACAAAUUAUACUUUACACAUUCCCGGAAACCAUCAGUAUUUCCAGCAAUGCCCUAGGUGGUGUGAUGGAUGAAGGAAAGACAUAUAACUUCACAUGUGACAUCCACAAUAUAGCACCUGUUCAAAAUCUCACUGUAAGGUGGUACAAAGGAGAUGAAAUGGUCGAUACAGACACUUUUGACAAUCCCAGUAAGCCUCCAGUAAAUCAAUCAUCCAUAUUCAGCUUUACACCAACCAGACAACACGACGGAGUCACGUUCAGAUGCGAGGCACAUUUGGACCUGUGGCCAGAAGGACCACAGCUUAAUGCAUCUUCGCAAGAAUAUAGUAUUACAGUUCACUUUGUACCAGAUGUACAAUGCUCUGGUAAUUUAGCGGACCAAGUAGAGAUACUGGAAGGUGAAACAUUGGAGACGCGAUGCUCUGUGACAGGAAAUCCCAUCCCAGAGGUCCAAUGGCUAAAAGAUGGACAGCCCACUGACCCGACCCUCCCUCUGAGCAGAGAGAAUGCAGGCGUGUACACCAUCAAAGCUGAGGGCGCUACUCUCAUCGUAAAGCCACUCCGGGUUCUUGUAUUGUAUGGACCAGAGUUGAUAUGUCCAGUAAUAACUUACACUGUGCAGGAGGACGCUCCUCACAACCUCACCUGCACUGUGAAGGGCUAUCCUAAACCUGAGACCACCUGGUCCAAAGAUGGCGAGGAGGUGGAACUUCCAGAGAAGCUAACAAGAAGAGAUACAGGGCAGUACUUGAUCACAGCUUCAAGCAAUCUGUCAAGUGUCAACGUCACAGUGGAGAUUGAUGUCACAUACCCACCAUCACAGAUAGUUGAGCUUGAAGACUCUGAAGUUGACAUUGGUUCCACUGUGUGGCUGAAGUGCUCCUCCAUGGGCAACCCACGACCCAAAUAUUCCUGGGAUUAUUACCGUACUGCCAAUGUGGUGGAGGAAAAUGAAGAUGGAGUGUCCCGUCUGCACAUCCACAAUGCUACUGUAUACAACAUGGGCUCCUACACGUGUCACGCCUCGAAUGACUAUGGAAAUGUCUCUGAAACAGCCAAAGUCACUGUAAAAGGUGCCAGGCAAGAAUGCCCUAUCGAAAUAACUCCAGACAGGAUGGUGGUAGAACACCAAAGCCCAGGCCAGCGUGCAACAUGCAAACCAACAUCCAGCGGCUCCGGACAUGUCAAUGAAAUAUACUGGCAGCUUGGGCAAGAUGUCAAAACUAACAGCACAAGCUGGCUGGUUGAUACUGAUAAUGACUGGGACCCAAGGCCUGUUUGUACUGCAACGUUUAAAGUAAUAGGAACAUGCCAGAAACAGUUAGACUUCACCCUCUACAAAAUGCCAGACAGUGUCUCCAUCCGUCCUGUGAAUAACUUGAGCUCAGUGCUGGAGGAGACAGAGUUCCAGCUGCACUGUGACAUUACCAACGUUGCUCCUGCAGGAAACCUUGUUGUGCGGUGGUACCGAGGGAAUGCAACCUUUGAUCCACCUACUAAUGGGUCAAUACAAGUGACUGGCUGCCUGCCUGAGAACGACACAAACUGUGACAUCGGUGUUGCCCGCUCCCCGCUGAGCGUGUCGUCUACCAUCAACAUCACUCUGAGCAGAAACCACACUGUAGCGGAGUUCAGAUGUGAGGCUCAGCUGGAUCUUGGGGGAUCGCAUUCUCAUCCAAAGAUGAUUUCCAGUCCUCUCAAAAUCUCCGUCUACUAUAAGCCAAGCAUUAAUACCACAAAGCUUCCAAAGAAGAUCCCACUGUUCAGAGGCUAUCCUGAGGAGCUUGUUUGUGAAGCAAACGGUCACCCACCUCCAAAGAUCCAGUGGCUCUACAGCGCAGACAAAGUACCCCACUCGUCUGGAGGCAAUCUCACCGUGACUGAGGCAGGUGUCUACAGCUGCAGCGCCACCAAUGAAGUUGAUUCCAUCUCCUACGAGGUCGAAGUGAUUUUAAAAGAGGACUACCUUCCCCUCAUAGCUGGAUUUGUGGCUGUCACAGUAGUUGCCAUCUCCAUCGUCUUCCUCUUCAUUUACUCAAUCUACUACAAGAACACCAAGAUGCGCCGCUACAGUCUUAAAAACGCCAAACUUGACACCCACAGUGGCAAUGUGGCCCACAACGGCUGGGACAUGCAGUUUCCUAUGACCAAACUGUCUUAGCAGUACAUCUGAGGAUAGCAGACCACUCUGAAUGAUCUCUCUGCCCCCAGAAACUUCAGUCAUUGAAGUAUUUUACUCUUCGAGGAAUGAUCUAAUUAUUUUUAAAAAAACAGCAACCUUGGCUUGAGAUGUACAAUUUUAUAUUUACUACUGGAUUUUACCUGUUGUCACUGGACAGAAAGAAGAGGAGGACUCAAAGUUUGGGUCGAACAUGCCAGAGAAACUGUUUUGAUAUUUUUGAUGAGCACAAAGGGAAUUUAAUCUGAUUAUGAAUGUUUUUUUGUUGACCUUGGUUUAACUAAAGCUUGAUUUUUUAAAGCCCCCUUAAUAUCCACUCAAACUCAGAUCUCUGUAUGUAAUUAUUUUUACAAACUUGACUUUAGCACGCAUAUUAAGAGUGGGUACCCUGAACUGCUGCGGUUUUAACAGUUACACUAACAGGACGUGCACUACUUCUGGCCUCUGAAGGUGUGACAUUGAAUCUGUGAAAAAGGAGACCAGCUCUGCUCUUUGUAGACACUUUUUCUUGUGCAUACUUGUCGUUGAGCCGAUUGUCCAAGCCACUCUGCACUUCUUCUUUGUAGCCUUCUCUGUGCCUGGCGCUUUGUUGUGCCAUACUGUGUCAGACUCUGGCCUUAUGGGACAAAUUGUCUUGUUCCACAAAUGUUUGCUUUUUUUAUGAAGUAUUGCAGGCAUUGUAGCCUAAUGCCUACGAGAACUGUAUAUUUAGGAUACAACUUUAUGUAAAACUUUAUAUUUAUUUAUGAUAAACAGCAAAGAUGAAAAAAUUUUGCAUUGAAAAAGGACUGCAAACUGUUUCGUAAACGUUGCGAAUGUUGGAAACGACGGUGGAAUUGAAGACAAAUUGUGAAUACAGCUGUAAAUAUUUGUGACUGGUGUAAAACUGUAUUUUAAUAUUAAAAAUGUGGCUUUUCAGA
This is a messenger RNA of Centropristis striata (black sea bass), 3509 nucleotides long. Its product is annotated as hemicentin-1-like. The transcript is spliced from 11 exons. Bases 94 to 2571 code for a protein of 825 amino acids. Lineage: Eukaryota; Metazoa; Chordata; Actinopteri; Perciformes; Serranidae. The record is from RefSeq and is a predicted model, not a curated record. Gene Ontology annotation, biological process: cell-cell adhesion. Gene Ontology annotation, molecular function: integrin binding. Gene Ontology annotation, cellular component: membrane.